Messenger RNA from Penicillium atrosanguineum, 1647 nucleotides. Its product is annotated as putative proline permease. The record is from RefSeq and is a predicted model, not a curated record. Gene Ontology annotation, cellular component: membrane. Gene Ontology annotation, molecular function: amino acid transmembrane transporter activity. Gene Ontology annotation, biological process: amino acid transmembrane transport. NCBI's taxonomy places the organism in Eukaryota, Fungi, Ascomycota, Eurotiomycetes, Eurotiales, Aspergillaceae. Bases 1 to 1647 code for a protein of 548 amino acids. The transcript is spliced from 2 exons.
AUGGAGAAGAAAGUGUCUGCAAAAGACCAUCCCGUCCCUAGCGAAGAUGCCAGUUCCGGCACCGUUGAACCAUAUCGCGAGACGAAGCGUGGCCUAGCUUCACGACAUGUACAAUUGAUGGCCAUCGGCGGCUCUAUCGGCACAGGUCUCUUUGUCGGUAUCGGAUCAUACCUGCGCGAUGCAGGACCGUUGUCAUUACUAUUGGGGUAUAUGUUCUGGGGUUGCUUGUUCAUUCUACCUGUCAACUUGAGUGUUGGAGAGAUGGUGGCCUAUCUCCCUGUUCGAGGAUCGAUCUUCGAGUUGGCUGCGCGAUUCAUUGAUCCUGCGUUUGGAUUUGCUAUGGGCUGGGUGUACUUCUACGGGUGUGUUAUGCUAGUAUGUACGGAAUACGCAGCUGUCGCAACGGUCAUGCAAUAUUGGAACACGAGCGUCAAUCCGGCAGUUUGGGUGGCAAUGGCUCUCAUCGUUUGUUCUCUGCUCAACUUCGUCGCCGUGAAAUACUACGGAGAGAGCGAGUUUAUUAUGGCAUCAACAAAGAUCUUGCUGCUUAUUGGUCUUGUCUUGUUGACAUUCAUCACGAUGGUUGGAGGAAACCCCAAGCACGACGCCUAUGGUUUCCGCAAUUGGACACACGGCGUCAUGUUCGAGUACUAUACCGACGGCGUGACGGGGAGAUUCCUCGGAUUCUUCUCCGUCAUGGUCUAUGCCGCCUUCUCUGUUGCUGGACCCGAUCUUCCAGCCCUAGCAGCCGGCGAGAUCCAGAAUCCGAGAUACACCAUCCCACGCGUUGUUAAAGCGACAUUCUGGCGUAUUGUUGGAUUCUACGUCGUCGGCGUGCUAGCCAUCGGUAUCAUCUGCAGCCCACGCGAUCCCCGUCUCAUGUCAGCAAUUGACUCUGGUGCAGCUGGAUCUGCUGCCUCGCCUUGGGUCAUUGGUAUUGAGAACCUGGGCAUCUCAGGUCUCCCGGAUCUAAUCAACUUGCUUAUUUUGCUGUCUGGCUGGUCCUGCGGAAACGCCUAUCUCUAUAGUUCCAGCCGAACACUUUAUUCUCUCGCGCGUGACGGCCAAGCACCUAAGUUCCUCUUGAAAUGCACUGCUUCGGGUAUUCCCGUCUACUGUGUACUGACGGUCUCGCUUCUUUCCUGCGUCACCUUCCUCGUGGCGGGAUCCUCUUCCGUAACGGUCUUCUACUGGUUCGUCGACCUGACCACCAUCGCCUUCGUCCUCACAUACACGGGAAUGCUCUGCGUAUUCAUUGGUUGGUACCGCGCCUUGAAAGCACAAGGCAUCGAUCGGAAGCAGUUCGUCCCCUGGGCUUCCCCAUGGCAGCCAUAUGCCGCUAUUUGGGCUAUCUGUAUUGGCAGUGUCACGGCCAUCUUCAACGGAUUCUCAGUCUUCAAGCCAUUCAGUGUGCAGGGGUUCGUGACCUCGUAUUUCGGGCUGGCAUUUUGGGUAGUCAUGUACGUGUUCUGGAAGGUUUAUCAUCGCACGAAAUUGGUGAACCCGGCCGAGGCAGACUUAUAUUCUGGUAAAGCCGAGGUAGAUGAGGAAUGCAAAUUAUGGGAAGAUGGCGGAUGGGAGGAACGGAGGAAGGCUGAACUGGCGCAGAUGAAUUGGGGGCGCCGAGUUUGGGAGAAAAUGUGGUGA